UGUUAGAAUUUGGGCCCAGUGGGUAAGCCCAUAUAAGAAUUUUUUUAUGUAAAAUAACUUGAAAAGUUUCUGUCUCUCUCGCAAUCGCGUUUCUCUGCAAUCUUCUUCUUCAUUUCGCGCACAAUACAAACAGAUCUAAAGCUUCAGUUUAGGUUUUAAUCAUGUCGGGCAAGUAUAUCAUUGGUGCUAUUGUUGGAUCAUUUGGAGUUGCAUGGUUCUGUGAUCAUUAUGUUUCAGACAAAAAAAUAUUUGGAGGUACUGUGUGUGGCACAGCUUCAAACAAAGAGUGGUUUGAAGAGACUGACAAAAAGUUUCAGGCAUGGCCUCGCACUGCUGGUCCACCAGUCGUCAUGAAUCCUAUCAGUCGCCAGAAUUUCAUUGUGAAGUCUCGCUCUGAGUCUUAAAUUUGGUUGUUUAUUGAUUUUGAAUUAAUUGGUUCACCUUGGCCAUAGAAUAUGUUGCCAUAAAUGAUAGUUACUCUUGGGAUGAAACUCUUGCAGUUCAAUUAGUGUUUGGGGGGUUUUACCAUGUGAAUGCUUCUUUUGUCUAAAUAAAAUGUUUUAGCAAUCUUCAAUCGGUUGACGCAUAUUAUUAUUUUGAAAUUCUAUGUGCUAAGAUUGGCACGAGUUUGUUUA
Trifolium pratense (red clover) is the source of this 635-nucleotide messenger RNA. RefSeq lists its product as uncharacterized. NCBI's taxonomy places the organism in Eukaryota, Viridiplantae, Streptophyta, Magnoliopsida, Fabales, Fabaceae. The record is from RefSeq and is a predicted model, not a curated record. The coding region runs from base 162 to 404 and encodes 80 amino acids. The transcript is spliced from 3 exons.